ACAUUUUUUUCGUACAAACCAACGUGCUUGUCGCAAUAUUGAAAAAAUUUUAGUUUUUAUUAAAUUUUUGCAAUUAAUUAAAUAAAAAUGAAAUUAAGCACAUAUAAUUUUCUUACCUCCAAACCUAUAAAAGGUGUAAAAGUAGGAUUUCCCUUAAAAUUAACCAUUUCCAAAAAGGAUGUUAUAGAGGCAGAAUUUAAUCCUACUUUCAUCGAAAGACUUCUACCCAAAUUAGAUUGGCCUACAGUACACUUGGCAGCUCAAAUGGUGGAAUUGGGUGAUGAUAUACCAGCCGAACAACCUGCCAAUAUUGGUGAUAAUGAAGAACUUUUGCAAAAACUACACCAUCUUUUAUUGGAAGUAGAUGUUUUGGAGGGUCAAUUAGAAUGUCCAGAAACCGGCCGUGUAUUCCCCAUUACCGAUGGUAUACCUAAUAUGUUGUUGAAUGAAGAUGAAGUUUAGAUCAAUUUGAUUUCUUAUCUCCUUUUUAUGUAUUUUAUUUACAUAACGCGACUUUUAUUUGUACCUAUGUACUAGUAGUGCUUCUUGUUAAUUUAAGUUUAUAAAUAAUAUAUAAAAUCACCAGAAAACUAA
Lucilia cuprina (Australian sheep blowfly) is the source of this 594-nucleotide messenger RNA. RefSeq names its product multifunctional methyltransferase subunit TRM112-like protein (gene Trmt112). The record is from RefSeq and is a predicted model, not a curated record. Bases 88 to 462 code for a protein of 124 amino acids. Gene Ontology annotation, molecular function: protein heterodimerization activity. NCBI's taxonomy places the organism in Eukaryota, Metazoa, Arthropoda, Insecta, Diptera, Calliphoridae. Gene Ontology annotation, biological process: peptidyl-glutamine methylation; tRNA methylation; rRNA (guanine-N7)-methylation. The transcript has 3 exons.